Lachnellula hyalina is the source of this 4632-nucleotide messenger RNA. Its product is annotated as ZEB2-regulated ABC transporter. Gene Ontology annotation, biological process: transmembrane transport. Gene Ontology annotation, molecular function: ATP hydrolysis activity; ABC-type transporter activity; ATP binding. The coding region runs from base 1 to 4632 and encodes 1543 amino acids. The transcript has 7 exons. Gene Ontology annotation, cellular component: membrane. NCBI's taxonomy places the organism in Eukaryota, Fungi, Ascomycota, Leotiomycetes, Helotiales, Lachnaceae. The record is from RefSeq and is a predicted model, not a curated record.
AUGUCGUCAGAGAAACACGAAUGCCGUCCUGAACGCUCCGAUAAUAUUCUCGGCGAGCAUUCUAACUUUGUUGGACGACCUGAGAUAAUUCUUGGUAACAGCUCAAAGGAAGUUAAAGAUGAAGAUCCGAGCGAUAUAGAGUGGACAGAAAGUGAAAGAUCGAACUCAGAACGUCGAUUCGAACCUAUAAGGUCUGGGGACAGAGAACAUCUUCACAGGAUAGCCUCUGAAUUUGGAGGCUCUGUGGCCCUUUCCCGAUCGCAAACCCGUCGGGGAUCGACUGCCUUAGAGAGACUCGAUACACUUCAUGGCGUUAAUAUUGGAGACGCCGUGCUGGACCCCUCCUCCCCAGACUUUGAUGUCUACAAAUGGACGAGAAUGGUAAUGAGACUUGUUGAUGAGAAUGAUGUUAUUGAACGAAGGGCUGGUAUAGUUUGGAAGCAACUAAAAGUUUGCGGCUCAGGGUCAGCUAUCAACCUGCAAAAGAACGUAGGCUCUUUGCUUCUAGCCCCUCUUCGAUUCCGCGAAUUUCUCAGCAAGGGGCCUGAGAAAACCAUCUUGAACGAGUUUGAUGGUGUACUCAAGUCAGGGGAGAUGCUUGUUGUGCUCGGACGUCCUGGCAGUGGUUGCUCAACGCUCCUCAAGUCUCUGAUGGGAGAAUUGCAUGGCUUAGAUAUGAAGUCACAGUCCGAUAUACACUACAAUGGUAUCACUCAGAAGCAAAUGCUGAAGGAAUUCCGAGGCGAGAUUGUCUAUAAUCAAGAAGUCGAUAAGCACUUUCCUCACUUGACAGUCGGCGAGACCCUCGAAUUUGCUGCUCGAGUCCGGACCCCGCAACAACGACUGAUUGAAGGCGUCAGUCGCGAGUCAUGGGCAAAGCAUAUGGCCCAGGUUGUAAUGGCGAUUUUUGGCCUUUCUCAUAUUCACAGCACCAAAGUUGGAAACGAUUAUGUCCGUGGAGUGUCCGGUGGUGAAAGAAAGCGAGUUAGUAUUGCUGAAAUGGCCUUGGCUAGAUCCCCAAUUGCGUCGUGGGAUAAUUCGACAAGAGGUCUUGACGCCGCCACAGCUCUGGAGUUCACCAGAUCUCUUCGCAUGUCCUCCGAUCUCAGUGGCACUGUUCAUCUAGUAGCGAUUUACCAGGCGUCUCAGGCCAUCUAUGAUCAAUUUGACAAAGCUGUUGUCUUGUACGAUGGGCGGCAGAUUUAUUUCGGACCUUGCAAUGAAGCAAAACGAUACUUCAUUCAAAUGGGGUACGAAUGUCCUCCACGCCAGACCACCGGUGAUUUUUUGACGUCUGUUACCAAUCCAUCAGAGCGGAAGGUUCGCGAAAACUUCCAGGGUAAUGUCCCACGUACAGCAGGAGAUUUUGAGAGAUACUGGAAAGAGUCCAAACAGUAUAUGGCUCUUAAAAAGGAAAUCAGCAACCAGGACAGAGAAUUUCCCAUUGGUGGAAAGACAUUGGAAACAUUUCAGGAAAGCCGAAAGGGUAUGCAGUCAAAACAUGUCAGGCCUGAAUCGCCAUAUACAAUUAGCAUUCCUAUGCAGGUGAGGUUUUGCACUCAGCGGGCCUACCAACGGUUGCUCAAUGAUAAGACUUCAACAGUAACGACAAUCAUCGGUCAGAUUGUUAUGUCCCUGAUCAUCGGAUCAAUCUUCUAUGGUACAAGAAACGAUACUUCAAGCUUCUUCCAAAAAGGCGGAGUUUUGUUUUUUUCUGUUCUGCUGAACGCCCUAAUCGCCAUCUCCGAAAUCAAUAGCCUUUACGCGCAACGCCCAAUUGUCGAAAAGCAAGCCUCCUAUGCCUUCUACCAUCCGUUCACGGAAGCCUUGGCUGGCGUCGUGGCCGAUAUACCUGUGAAGUUUGCUAUCGCGACUUGCUUCAAUAUCAUUCUAUAUUUCCUCGCCAAUUUGAGACGAGAACCUAGUCAAUUCUUUAUUUUUUUCUUGUUUAACUUUAUAGUGAUCUUGGUGAUGAGUCAGAUCUAUCGGAGUAUUGCAGCAUCCACGAAAACAGUUUCACAGGCCUUAGCAAUUGCAGGUGUGUUCACUCUUGCCAUUGUUAUUUAUGCUGGUUUCGUCAUACCUCGACCGCUAAUGAAACCAUGGUUCAAAUGGAUCAGCUAUAUCAACCCGAUCGCAUACGCAUUCGAAGCAUUAUUUGUGAACGAACUACAUGGCCGGAGAUUUGCAUGUUCUACUCUCGUUCCAUCUGGUGGAACUUAUGCACUUACAGGGGAUCACUUUGUGUGUGCUAUCGCUGGUGCAGUGGUUGGCGAAACUACCGUUUCCGGUGAUGCCUAUUUGCAGAGCCAGUUUCAGUACUCGUACUCUCAUAUAUGGAGAAAUCUAGGUUUCAUGUUUGCAUUCAUGCUAUUUUUCUUGGCUGUUUAUCUACUUGCUACUGAGUUCAACGCGAAUACGGAUAGCUCUGCGGAGGUCCUGGUCUUUCGACGUGGCCACGUCCCAAAGCACCUUGAAGCCGCCGAAAAAGCUGCGAAAAACGACGAUGAAACUCCCACUCCGGCUGGAAUUCCAAGUAUGGGAAAGGAUGAUAUAGAGCAAGAACAGCAGGGCGAUGAGCAACUCCAAGCUUUGGCACCUCAAACUGAUGUUUUCACUUGGAAAGAUGUUUGCUAUGAUAUUCAGAUUAAAGGAGAGCCCCGCAGGCUUCUCGAUAAUAUUUCUGGAUGGGUGAAACCAGGAACUCUCACUGCGCUUAUGGGCGUAUCGGGUGCUGGUAAAACCACUCUAUUAGAUGUUCUUGCUCAACGUGUUUCGAUGGGAGUUGUCACCGGCGACAUGUUCGUUUCCGGCAAACCUCUGGACGAGUCAUUUCAACGCAAAACAGGCUAUGUUCAGCAACAGGACCUCCAUCUUGAGACCACUACCGUCCGUGAGGCAUUACGCUUCUCUGCCAUGCUUCGCCAGCCAAAGACGGUGUCAAAGAAAGAGAAGCACGAGUUCGUUGAGGAUGUUAUUAAAAUGCUUAAUAUGCAGGACUUUGCCGAAGCAGUUGUUGGUGUCCCAGGUGAGGGUUUGAACGUCGAACAGCGUAAGCUGUUGACUAUCGGGGUAGAGUUAGCCGCCAAGCCUGCCCUCCUUCUAUUCUUGGAUGAGCCAACCUCCGGAUUGGAUUCGCAGUCAUCUUGGGCAAUUAUUUCUUUUCUCCGGAAACUAGCAGAUAGCGGGCAAGCUGUCCUGGCUACAAUACAUCAACCGAGUGCCAUUCUGUUCCAGGAAUUUGACCGGCUUCUCUUUCUAGCCAAGGGUGGACGAACUGUGUAUUUCGGGGAUAUUGGCCACAACUCUCACACUUUAUUAAACUACUUCGAGUCAAAUGGAGCUGAAAAGUGCGGACCGGAAGACAACCCUGCAGAAUAUAUGUUGACCAUAGUCGGAGCUGGUCCAAGUGGGAAGUCAAGCAAGGAUUGGCAUGAAGUAUGGAAGAAUAGCAAAGAAGCACAGGAUACCCAGAAGGAGCUCUCACAGAUCAAAUCAACUAUGGGCAAAGAACAAGCGAAAGAACCAGCCGGAUCCCACGGCGAAUUUGCAAUGCCCUUCUUCACUCAGCUAUACGAGGUAACCGUUCGUGUCUUUCAACAAUAUUGGAGAACCCCCGGUUACGUCUACAGCAAGAUCCUCCUAGGGGUAGCUUCUGCGCUUUUCAUCGGAUUCUCUUUUUUCCACGCAGAUUCAAGUCAGCAGGGGAUCCAAGACGUCAUCUUCUCCAUCUUCAUGAUCACGACAAUCUUCACAAGUUUGGUCCAGCAGAUUAUGCCAAGAUUCAUCCUCCAGAGAGACCUGUAUGAAGUUCGCGAGCGCCCGUCGAAAGCUUACAGCUGGAAAGCGUUCCUCAUCGCCAAUAUCGUCGUUGAAAUUCCAUAUCAAAUUGUUCUUGGUGUCAUGGUCUUUGGAUCCUACUUCUACCCAAUCUAUACAAAGGGUGGUAUUCCCGCCCCACAACGUCAAGGCCUAAUACUGCUUUUGCUUAUACAAUUCUUCGUAUUCGCGAGUACCUUUGCCCACAUGAUGAUAUCGGCACUUCCAGAUGCCAUUACGGCUGGUAACAUUGCUACCAUAAUGUUCUCUCUAACCUUGACCUUCAACGGUGUUUUCCAACCUCCCAAAGCCCUCCCAGGCUUCUGGAUUUUCAUGUACCGCGUCUCACCUCUAACCUAUCUUGUCUCAGCAAUAGCUUCUACCGGAAUAUCCGGAAAGACCAUUCACUGCUCCACCAAUGAGCUCGCAAUCAUGCAGCCCCUAGCCGGCCAAACCUGCGGCGAUUACCUAACACCCUACGCCAACAUCGCCGGCGGCUCCAUCUACAACAAAGACGCGCGAGCAGACUGUCAAUACUGCUCCAUCUCGAACUCCGAUCAAUAUCUAAGCAGCGUAUCUAUUAGCUACAGCACUCGAUGGCGCGAUUACGGGAUCGGGUUUGCGUAUAUCGCUUUCAAUAUCGUCACGGCCAUCCUGCUUUACUAUUUCAUUCGAGUAAGGAGAGGGAGUGGCAAGAGUGUGGCGGAUCGAUUUAAGCCGCUGUUGGUUUUCUUUAAUAAGGAAAAGAAGGAGAAUAAGCGGGUCGUAGAGGCGGAAGGACCAAGGCAUCAGGGAGGGAAGACCUUGCCGUGA